AUGAGCCUUUCCGUACACGCCCCCCCCUACCCCUACCCCCGCCGUCUCCAUCAUCAGGUGGAGGCGUUCUGGGAAGACUCGUUCACGGGGAUAGCUUAUUGCCGUGCCCGGUGGCUCUUGCGCGCUUCGGAGAUCCCGCGAGAAGACGUGUCAGAGGACGAGGUCCUGCUGACCACUGUCACGGACAACAUCGAAGCGGCGCACAUCCUGAGGCUCGCCCCGGUGGCGGUGGCCUCCUCGCCUCACGGCGAAGCCAAGCGGGAGCUUGAAGCGAAGUCGGAGCCUUCCGCGGGCACUCGCAAGGGCCUGCGGCCCAAUCCUCGCAGCCCCACGCUGUGCAAGGUGUUGCGCGGCAAGCGCGCCAGGGAAGGGGAGGCCACCGCAACCUUACGUCUCGCCCGCGCGUACGACCCCUUUUCCACCGAGGUUUCGAUCCUGCCGACCGAUCACCCCGUGGUGGUGCAACUCCGUGCGCGGGAGCGAGCCGGGGGCAGCGGCAGACUGAAGGCGGGGGGUUGCCUGCGCGACGCGCACGGCUGUCCGCGCAAUAGUGACUGCGGCAGGGCUGGGGCCCAGCGCAAGGGCCUUGGCGGCGCGAGGCUGGUAGUUGCUGCUCCUCCGACACGGGCGUUUGGCGGACGGAGAAGCGGCGGUGUGGCCACCAGCAGCAGCGGCGGCGGUGGCGGCGGUUUCAGCAGCAGCACCAGCAGCGUUAGCGUGAGCGUGGGCGGCGACAGCGAGAGCAGCAACUGCAGCAGCGAAGGCGGGUUCACAAGCGAAGAUAGUCAAGACGACGUUCUCGACGCAGACGACGACGACAUCAUAUCCGCCGGCUGCCCGAGGACACGCCGAGGACGUCGCCGUCAAGUAACAGCGGCGGCGGCGGCGGCGGCGGCGGCGGCGGCGGGGGAAGCCUUGAUCAAGGCGGAGGAGCCGACUGCGGCGACGAAACCGGGCGCGCACGAGGCAGCGUCGGACACGCCGUCAUGGGACCGGACAGCAAAGCGACCGGCUCGCCCCCGGCGUCUAGCCAUGCCCCCUGCCGACUCCGCGACUGGCCUAGGCGACGGGGGCAGCGUCAGAGUCGAGGAGGCCAGGGGGACGAAGUGUCAGCAGCAGCUGCGCGGAGGACUCCUGAUCCGAGCGGCCCACCCGGGAGAGGAGUCGGCGGAUGGCCUGGACUCGCCGAAACUGGAGCAGUACCCACAGAAGGAGACGAACGUCGGGAUAGACCACCAGGCGGACAUCCCCAGCAUGCUGCUGACAGAGGCCGAGCGCGCGGCGGACAAGGCGGCGAUGGAGGAGACCUUGGAGAUGGGAGGGACGGCCGUGUGGAGCAGCGUGAGGGAUUGGACGGCGAGCGAGAGGGAGCGCCUGGACGGGUACCUCGAGGAGGCCAGGCGUGCCGCGGACGAGAAGAGGAUGUCGCCGGGCGUGCCGGCGCUGAUCAGCAUCAACAACGGGGGCGACAGGCGGCGGAAGCGCAAGAUAGCGUGGGCGGUCAUGGCCGGAGGGAAGCCCGAGGACAAGGAGAAGCUGCUCGUGACCUGCGCGGGGGGCGGUGUCUCGGAGGUGUCGCGGAGUGAGCUCCAGCCCACCCAGGUUGAGGAGCUGGCCAUGCAGGCCCUUAUGCGGGAGGAUGCAGGCAACAAGAAAGGAAAGGGCAGCCUCAUCGACAACGCGCGCACCGCCCUCGGUCUCCUCGACAAUACCAUGGUCGACGACUCGGGCCCCCUGGCCACCUGGACUGGACCGCAGAUUGAAGCCCUCUCGAAAGCUCUGGAGGCUAACUUUGAUCCAGACCGCUUUACUCGUUCGAGGGGGCACGAGCGACAUCGCGACGAGCACACCGACGUUACCUCUUUGAUCGCUUCUGUCGACGGAAAGACGCCGUCACAGGUUCUGUCGUUCUACUACCGGUACAUGGCCACCGGAGACGCGCUGACGGAAGUCAUGGGAAGCGCUGAGGCGCAGGCGAAGGUUCGUUCGGAGAGGAGGUCCGCGAGCCUCCGCGGCCCACCCGUCCCGCGCCCGAGCCCGCCCCCCAACCUCCGGCACCGUCCGUCGCUGCGGUGCCCCACCCGCCUCCAGGCGUCGUCGUUCGAAGACUCGGGCGACAGCGACGACGGCGACAUAGCCGUCGGCUCGUACCAGCUCCGGACGCGGCGUUCGAGCAGGAACGACAGGCGCGGAGCGGCGGCGGCGACAGGAAUCGCCGGCAAAAAGGGGAGCGCCGGCAAGGCCGUUGGCAGCAGCACCAACAGCACCAACAGCACCAGCACCAGCAGAGGCAGAGGUAGAGACCACCGGCGCACGUCCGCGCCGGAGGAGGAGGAGGACGGAACGGCCUCCUCUCGAGGCCAGGUUGGGAGCAGGCCGCCGGCGGGAUGGGCCCAGGGCGGCCGGAGGGGAACGGCAGCGGCAGCAGCGGCAGCAGCGGAGACGUUCGGCGGGGGCGAGGAAGGGAGGGGGUGCAAGAGGUCUUUCGACGACCACCGUGCUCCGCCGGACGACGUAAGGGGGGGGGCGAAGGAGCAGCGGGCGCCGCAGCGGCCGCGUUGGCAGCAGGAGGUCCCUCGGCAGUCGGUCCCUGCGGACGCUGUCAUAGUGGAGGUGUCAGAUGAUGAAGAGCCGGCAGCAGCAGCACUAAAAUUAGCAUUAGCAGCUGCAGCAGCCUCAACACCAACAGCAGCUGCAGCUGCAGUAUCAGCAGCAGACACCAACGUUAGAGUCUCAAACGGACGGGGUUUGAUCGAGGCUCGUGGUCCAGCAUUUGUCGGGGGAACGGCGGGAGACGUAAUGGCCGGCCAGCGUCGCCACGGGCAUACUGGCUACCCCCACGAAGGUGGUGCUCCUGCCUUCGCCAGACGUGUAGACGAGCGCCGCAAGGACAGCCGUGUCGUGGCCGACCAGCGACAGCACCACCACGGCCGCCGCUACAGCGACUACCCUUAUGACGGCUACACCGCCACGACCAGCACCACCGCCAGCAACAACAACAACACCAGCAACCUCCACCAUCGCCGCUAUUACCACCACGCCACCAAUAACAACAGCGGUUUCGAAGGCAACCAGCACCACCAACGCAACAGCGGGAACGGCUUGGGGUACGGUUACAGCAGCAGCAGCAGCAGCAGUAACAGCAGCAACAACCUCGGUGGGAGGGAGCCCCGCUUUCAACCAGCAGACCGAUACUCUCGGCACUUGGCCGCAGCUUCUUCGGGCGUGAGGGCUUUGGAGAUGGGUGCUCCCACUGCCCUUGGGAGAAACGUUAGCACGUCGAUGCGGGGUCCACCACAGCAGCCGGGACCAGUCUUGGACGGAAGUUGGAGAAGCGGCGGCGGGGGGGAUAGGGGGCUUGUGAGUGGGGCAGGCUUGGGGGGGAGGUCAGGAGGCUCGACCCCCGCGUUCCGGCGACGCACAGACGAGUUAACGCCGAUGGAGAAAUGCUGGAUGCUCGUGGACUUCGCGCGGAGGGAUGGCUUGCCGACGGACCGAGUGGAGUAUCUGAAGGGCCUGUUGAGGACCCACGAGAAGAAGAGCAUGACCUUUAGGAUGCUCACGGAGCGAACGGACAGCUGCCUCUACGACAGGGAAGAUAUCCAACAGGGCUUUGUCGAGAUCUUCGGAGAGAUGGAGCUGCCCGACCCUCGCAGCAGCGCCUACCGCAACGCUGCCGCCGUCGCCGUGCCCGGCGCCGACUACACGACGGGCGGGGGCUACGGCGUGAGCUCCCGCUCGAGCAGGUGCGUUGGUCGCGGCGGCGGCGGCGGCGGCAAUGGUAACGGUAACGGUAACGGUAACGGUAACGGUAACGCGUCGUCCUACUACCUCCAGCACUCGGGUUCCUCCAGGAAUGGGGGUGGCGGCGGCGGCGGCGGCGGCGGCGGCGGGGCUGCUGCUACUGGCUACUUGCACCACGCGGCGACGGCUGCGGCGUUACCUUCUGUUGGCGACGCAGACAUGAGGGUGGGGUCGCACAGGCUAGGGAGACGAUUGUUGCCGCCGCCGUCGGCGCUGGGUCUGAUGUCCGGCAUGCGGAGGCUUGGCGAGGGAACUUUCAUGGCGAGGUUGUCGAGCGGCGGCGUGGUGCCGACCGCGGCCGGAGCAGCAGCAGCGGCGGCGUCGAUGGCGCACCCGACGUCUGCUCCGGUCGCGGCAGGAGCUUCUCUUUGAGAACGAGCGGCGACGCGCGCCUUGCGCGGUGUUCGUCCAUAGCAUGGUGUCCACUCCUUGCCACCACGGAGUUGUGUCGCUGGUAGUCGAGAAGGCCUGGCCUAGCGUGGCAGCGAAUGAUGGAACAAUUUUGGAAAUUCCACGUGUACAAACGAGCUGGCUCCCUUUCCUCUCCUGCUGGUGCGAUUUUGGUGCCCGGUCAAACGAGCUUGGGGCCUAAAGGUGUCGCUAUUGGGGAGGGGGGUACUGACGCGUAGGGUUGAUCAACUGUGGGCCGGCAACGGCAGCGCGUGCCCAGGGAGGCCGGGAUGAGCUGUCUGAAUACAUAAGGAGGCGUUGCGUCACCAGUUUCUCGAAGCCACCCCCGGAGGGACCAAUGGAAAGCCAAUGCUUGGAUGGCAGAUCUGCCAGCAUCGAUCAGUGCGGAGCUGGAGCUGGGUUCUUGGCGCUUAUCCAACCCCUACGUGCCGUGGAAUUUCAGAGGGAUCGGCGGCUGUGAAUGCAAUCUUCAUUCAACAACGGGACGUGUUUCGGUGAAUUUGGGCGGGCUCUGAGUUCGGGGGAGUGAUGGUAACUCUCGGGUGGGCUCAAAGCUUUGAAGAUACAGGGGGCUGUUACAAAAAAUAAACGACCUUCGGAACUCCGGGCAGCAUUGCCGGGCGAUCGAUACGCACGGUGUGUUUGGAAAUUUCCGGUGAGCAGAUGUUGGCAGACCACGUGCUGAGCGCACCCCGCAAAAGCCGUGAGAAGCCGUGAGUCUCUCUGCUCUUCGUUGUUCAGAGUUACAUCCGUUUUUAGGCGGAACGAACAUAUCAUAGUGGUGUUGUUAGAAGGAGGGGUUUGCGAAACGGGGGUGGACAGUCCGCAUGGACGGCAGCCAUGCGGUUUUUUCGGCGUGCUCAAAAGACGAGAUGUGGAAGGGAGGUGCAGAGAGGAAUUCGGAUGGUCAACGUGUCGUAAAAAAAUUGAGGGGCGCAGUUGAUUGAUCAAAGGGGGAGAAUGUUUGUUUUGGUGAGACGGGACGUUGAGGCACACGUUGUAUUGUGGGGCCGGGACUUAAGGCCACCCGGCGUCCGAUUUGUAAGGAAUGCGUGCAUGGAAUGCCGAGGUAAGCUCGCACGGAAUAGGGUUGGCAUGUGGGUAAGCACCGUUUGCAAGGUACGCCUGCGUGCCACGUAACAAAACAGGAAGUUGCACUGCACCCGGUUCGGUUCAAUUGGAGUUCACUAGAAUGCACUACUGUUGUAGGGGCUUUCCACAUGACUAGGGCAGGAGCGCCGUCGUUGUAGGGGGCUAGCAUGGGUGCUGCUCCAUCCCUUUUUUUUCUGUACACAAGAGGGCGAGCUUCAAGGCGUGGUCUGCGAUCAAGUCCUAGGCGCGAUGGAGCUGGUUAUGUCAGGGUGGGGGGGCAAGCUGGGAGGAAAAAUAAUAAUGUCCCGCACGUAAACUUGGGGUGUGAUGAGUGUGUCUUGUUGCGCAGCAGACACGCGUCCUCGUAUCUUGACGAACUCAAUGUACAAUGGUGGCGGGAUGUCGACGACUAUGUAACGGAGAUGCAGCCACGUCUACCGACGGAGGUUCUCGGCGCAAGGCUGUGCCGUCGACGCUAAUAGUGCUGGGGCUCUUCAUGUAGUGACGAGGAGGAGGUGUAGGGAAAAAUGGAACGCGGCGUACCCCCGAACGCGAGCAGGGUUGUUACGCAUAUGAGUGCAGCGAGUCGUACGCAAAACGCUUUCGUGUAUGUUCGUUCGUGUGUGACGGAGGUGUUUCCUCGGUUGGUGUUGGGGAAUCGGCCCGGGCGUGAGAGUUUUCUUUUAUUGGUUGGAACUUCUUUGCGUGCCAAUUUUGAAACGCGAAUGGAUCCAGUAAAGGAGCGAGCGUCUGUCUGUGUGGUUAUCACGCUCUGAAGAUUUGGCGGCGUUCUUUUGUGUGUUGGUGUUUUUUUUUUUUCUUGUGAAGUUUGAGGUGUUGUCAUUGAGCGUUGUUGGUGCCGUGCCGUGCCGCUUUGUUGUGGUGCAGUCGGCAUACAUACCGGAAAACGUCACUUCAUUUUUUAAGCACAUAACAGACUAU
This is a messenger RNA of Ectocarpus sp. CCAP 1310/34, 6249 nucleotides long. NCBI's taxonomy places the organism in Eukaryota, Phaeophyceae, Ectocarpales, Ectocarpaceae. The record is from the annotation of a GenBank genome assembly.